Hylaeus volcanicus is the source of this 4216-nucleotide messenger RNA. RefSeq names its product neurofilament medium polypeptide. The transcript has 10 exons. Bases 228 to 2873 code for a protein of 881 amino acids. Lineage: Eukaryota; Metazoa; Arthropoda; Insecta; Hymenoptera; Colletidae. Gene Ontology annotation, molecular function: GTP binding. The record is from RefSeq and is a predicted model, not a curated record.
GAUCGCGAAAAGCCGGGAGGAUGUUGAAAAGAAACGAAAACCCCGAAGAAAAUAGUAUUAGCGCGCGUCGUCUGGCUGUGGGGUUGAGAAGUAGAGGGGCGGUAUUUCGGGGUUUGGCGGUAGUGACAAUGCCAGUUCCUCGCGGGCGAGUUGGAGUCGAAGGCGACUAUCGAGUGAGACGAGCAGCUGCCAGCCCUGGCUCAUCGUGUAGUGCCUAGUGAAACGAAAUGACGGGCUCGCGGCUGAGACCCGCGUUCUUCGUGGGCCUCUUCCUGGCCCUUCUAGUCGUCGCCUUACAAGGAGUGCAAAGCGAACAAGAGCUAGAGGUGCCACCGGAGGAUCUGUGUCGACCGUACAUUGAAAAGGCGUUAAAGGAUCUCGGUACAGGAUCUUUGGAGCAGACCAGUGCCGAGGUUGGGACAGGCGACGAUAAAGAGAGUCACGAAGAAGAAGGAAAGGCUGCGAGCGAAGAAGAGGCCGAGCCAACAGCAGCCGAUGUUUCGACGGAAGAUUUGGCAACGGAGGAGAACAAACAGGAGUCGAUAGAGGCAGAGGCAGAAACAGAGGCUGAAGCUGCGGAAAGUGCCGAACAACCCGAGGAUGAGGCAGACGAAGCGUCAACGGAAACUGAUCAGAGCGCGGAAGGCGAGGGAGAGCAAAGUGCCGAAGCGGCUGAAACCGAACAAGGUGAAGCUGAACAGGCAGAAGGCAAGUCCGAGGAAGCGGAUGCGGGAACGGACGAGGACAAGGGCGAGUCCCCUGAGAAUGUAGACGAGGAUGCCGCGGAUUCGAGUCAAGACCAAACCGAGGAAGAAAAAGAAGAUGCGUCUGGCGAAGAAACGCAAGCGGACGAAACGAAAUCUGAAGAAGAAGCGCGGGUAGACGAUGAAAAGCCCGAGGAAGAAGCGCAGCCAGACGAAACGAAAUCGGAGGAAGAAGGGCAGACAGACGAUGGAAAAUCCGACGAAGAAGCUCAGGCCGAGGAAGAAUCGGCUCAAGAAGCGAAAUCCGACGAGGAGCAAUCCGAAGCAAACGAAGCUAAAACGGAGGAGGUGAAGUCUGACGAGGAAGAAGAUUCCAAGGCGGAAGAAGAAGCUUCCAAAGAGAAAGAGGAAGCAGAGGCUGCUGCUUCGAAGGAGGAAGCUGACACAGAAGAGACAGAGGAAGAUGCGAGCAAGGCAGACGAGGAUGCGCAGUCGCGGGAACAACAAGCGAGCGCGGAAGAAGGAAAAGAAGAGAGUGCGGAAGGUCAAGUAGAAGGAGAAGAAGAAGAUAACAAGGGAGGCAAAUUUGAGGAAGAUGAAGAAUCUAAAUCUGCGGAAGAAGAAGGAGAAGAAGAAGAGACGGAAGCCAAAUCCGCGAUAGAAGAAGAUAAAUCAGCCGAAAAAGGCAAGUCCGAGGAAGAAGAAGACGAGGAGGUAAAAUCUCGAGGCAGGCGAGAAGCUGGCCAAGAGGGAGAAGCAGAAGACGAGGCUGAAGGUUCAGAGGAAGCUGCCGAAAGCGAGGAGGAAGAGCCCACCCCCGAGGAAGACCUGAUACAGGAGAUCAUGGUGCCGGAGACCUUGAGACCGCGCGAUCACAUCAAUCAGCUGCUAAAACUGGACGAAGAGAACGAGGAGAAGGAACGAGCCAUCCAGAAAAUUGGCGACGUUGUCCUCAAGGAGCUAAAGAGGGUUUACGAUAACGCCAUUCAGCCGUUAGAGUCGUUGUACAAGUACAGGGACUUGAGCAACCGGCACUUUGGUGACCCAGAAAUAUUCUCCAAACCGCUGGUUCUGUUCAUGGGUCCGUGGAGCGGUGGGAAAUCUUCCAUCAUAAACUACUUGCUCGAGAACGAGUACAAACGGACAUCGUUGAGGACAGGAGCCGAGCCAUCUCCGGCCUACUUCAAUAUUCUAAUGCACGGCGAAGAAGAGGAGAUCCUCGACGGGACGCAGCUGGCCGCUGACUGGACCUUCUCAGGAUUGCAAAAGUUUGGCCAGGGUAUGCUCGAUCGUCUGAAGGGCUUACGACUCGACAACAAGCUGUUGGAAAAAGUGAACAUCGUCGAGAUCCCAGGGAUCUUGGAAAUCCGAAAGCAGGUCCAACGUUUGUUUCCGUUUAACGACGCGUGUCAGUGGUUCAUCGACCGUGCGGACAUCAUAUUUUUAGUCUACGAUCCAUCGAAAUUGGACGUUGGACCGGAAACCGAAGCGAUCCUCGAUCAACUGAAGGGCAGGGAGUAUCAGACACGCAUCAUUCUUAACAAAGCCGAUCAAGUGAAACCAGAGGAACUGAUGAGAGUGCAAGGAGCUCUGAUCUGGAACAUAUCGCCGCUAAUGUCCAGCGCUGAACCGCCCAUAAUGUACUCCACGUCGCUGUGGUCGUUGCCGUACGAGGCAGGUGCACCCACCAGGUUAUUGUAUGCUCAAGAACGCGCGUUCCUCCGCGACCUGCGUACCGCCAUUGAUAAGCGAGUCGAGCACAAGAUAGCGAGCGCCAGAAGAUUUGCUGUGCGAGUGCGCAAUCACGCUAAAAUGGUAGAUUGCUAUCUGACCACGUAUUACAAUCACAAGACGUUCUUUGGAAACAAGAAGGAGAUCAGCGAUAAGAUCAUCGAGAAUCCCCAAGACUAUCACAUUUACGAGGGCUUGAGUACUCUAAAGAACAUAUCGCGUUACGAUUUGCCCGACCCGGAUGUUUAUAGAGACUUUUUCCGGCUGAAUCCUCUGUACGACUUCCCUUUGCUGAGCUCGACGUGCACCUACUUCCGUGGAUGUCCGAUCAACAGACUCGACGUAGCCAUCGCCUACGAAUUGCCCGAACUCGUAGGCAAAUACAAAAAGUCUGUAGAGCAAGUGACGCACGAGUACGAGACGAGUCCUCCUAGUUGAGUGUGAUUGAACGUUCCGCGACAGAGCUCUCGACGCCAACGUAUGGGAGCGGGCAAAUUGUACAAAAAUAAAUAAAAGCGAACGAGCGAGAGGAAACGAACAUUAGCGUAAGUUCAAUACUCGAGGCGGUACAGAGAACUUUCCUUCCUGAAACAGAAAAAUCCAGCUAGGCUCGGAUUGCUCUUAGAGAAAAAUCCAACUGGGUCCUAGACGAAGCGGAGAAUGCGAGACCUACGUAGAGCUCCUCCGGAGCACAACCUUGCACGAUGCACUAGACAAUUCAUUCGAGGAACGAGGACGAGAAGGAGAACGAGAACGAGAACAGAUGCAGUUUCCAAGUAUGUAGCCGUAUACCGUUGGUUGUGCAGGUAAGCUGUCGUGUAUUUGCAAACCAUACAUUUACAAAGGUAUACUCAAUGCACGCUUAAAAGCGCAUCGAUGGAUUGCAAGUAGAUGAUUUACCGAGAUACUACUUGUGUGUUUGGAAGACGAUACAAGUGUUACCAUUCCGAUCUAAAAUGGACAGUGAAUUUCCCUUGAAUGUGUUUUAAUACAGCUUUGAUCAUGCAGUUUUCGAAAACAUAUCACAGCAAUAGUGGGUCCUACUAAUACGUCAAUAAAAAGUUGAAAAUACGAUCAACUCGCGCGACAGACUUCUUUGAAACUUGGUGUAAUGGUUCCGACGAUUAUUAUACGGUACUGUGAAACUUGAACCAUCCGACGCGACGAGACCAUGCGACGGAAACAAGAAUUACUUGCAUAUUACAAGUAUGUCAAAUAAAGUAUAUAAAAUAUUUCCAUUAAGAAAGAGACAAGAAUGAUCUCUUUUUGAGGCUUUUGUGAAAUACCUUGUAUAAAUAAAUUGUGUUCUUAUUAAAAGUUAUAAAAUAUUUAUUUAAAAAAGAAUAAUUUACGAUUAGUUACUCGAUAACAUAUUCCCAUGUUGGUAUGCAAACAAUAUUUUCGAUGUAAACGAAUAUAUUGUUUUGAUUUAGUAAAACGUUUGACCUUUGAUGUUCCUUGUGCAAAUUAAACGCCUCGUAUGAAAUACUUAUCGGUUUGCGUUGUGUUGUUAAUGCUCACGCGUGUGAUCGGCUUUUUUCAGAUAUGCCAAUUUCUAAUAUUGUCAUCAAAAUUAUACAAAAAUAUCUUAAUUACCUUUACUACAUCAACGAUAUUUACUUCGCUAGUGAGAAUAAGUUGUUAUUUUAUGUAAAUGUUACGUUAUGUAUUUAAGUUAAGUAGACUUAAUUUAUGUAUUUUCGAAUAGGAAUGUGUGUUACAAUUUUCAUUUGUGUAAAUGCGACAUCUCAGUCUCAAAUACAAAUUAUUCACGAAUAGUA